Myxocyprinus asiaticus (Chinese sucker) is the source of this 6132-nucleotide messenger RNA. Its product is annotated as divergent protein kinase domain 1B-like. Gene Ontology annotation, molecular function: calcium ion binding. The record is from RefSeq and is a predicted model, not a curated record. NCBI's taxonomy places the organism in Eukaryota, Metazoa, Chordata, Actinopteri, Cypriniformes, Catostomidae. The coding region runs from base 521 to 1819 and encodes 432 amino acids. The transcript is spliced from 6 exons.
GAGUCGCAGAGAGGCCGAAUCUCCAGCUGAUCGCUCGCACACAAUGUGCUUCUCAUUCUUACACCGUCACAUCCACAUCGCUCGGGCUAAGCUUUUGGAUAAGAAGUCCUGGAGCCUCCGAUAUCCAUCCAAGUAGCAUGCAAAUGUUGGAUCAGGUUUUAAAAGCAUCUCUGGCAUUGUCAUAUCUCGUCGUGCGAGGAUGAUCGCUGGAGCUCGCGCGUCUCUGGAUGCAGUGCGUGCAAAUGGAUGCGUGCGUGUAUGUGUCCUUGAGUUGAGCACCUACAGGAUGGCAUGUUUCACCGAUGCAUGGUCGAUUGCAUCCUGAAACAAAAGCUCAAGGAGAUACAAUUAGAGUUAAUGUUUACGUUUGCAUCCAGAUGCGGUUUGCAUUGCUGGAAUACACUGCUGGAGUCGCGCCUCUAAUGGAGGAGACGAGAUGAGAUAGUUACUGUGUGUUUUUUAUUUUUUAUUUUUUAGAGGAAUUCUUCAUUUGUGCUGUGCAUUAUCAGUUACGGUGAAGAUGCCUCGGAGUUUGCGCAGGCUGAUGCAUCUAGUGCUGUUCUGCCCUUUAUCGAAGGGCUUACAGGCCCAUUUGCCUGCAGUUAAGUUCAAGUACCUGUUGGUGGCAUGGUUUGGGAUUCUUGUGGCCAGCUGGGCAAUCUACAUGCAGUAUUCCUCUUAUUCAGAGCUGUGCAGAGGACAUGUUUGUACCAUGCUCAUUUGUGAUCAUUACCGCAGGGGCAUCAUCUCGGGGUCAGUGUGUAAGUCUCUCUGUGAAGAAAAAACUCUAUCGCUUCAACAUUGUCUUUCAACGUCACCUACACACCAGAUAUACAGUGCUGUAUGGAAGGAGAAAGCCAUACUGGUGAAGUGUGGGAUUGAAGAGAGUAUGAGAGGGGAGAACAGCCCUGACUCGCCACUGCAGCAUGACAGCAACCUCUUCGACAAACCCACCCGUGGAACAUCCAUAGAUGAAUUCAGAGCCAUGCUGCAUUCCUUCCUCAAGGACAGUGUUGGGGAGCAGUCUUCUCUUGGCACCCUUGUCACUCGUGUGAUUUCUCUGGCAGAUGUUAACGGUGAUGGCAAAGUUUCGUUAGCGGAAGCGAAAUCUGUCUGGGCUUUGCUUCAGAUCAACGAAUUUGUUCUAAUGGUGGCACUACACGAUAAAGAACACGCUCCUCGCUUGCUGGGUUUCUGCGGUGACCUUUACGUGACCGAACGCAUAGCGCAUAGUGCCCUUUUCAGGCUGGAGGUACCUGACUGGCUGCAGUUGGUGUUUCCCGAGGCGCUGGGCGCGGCACUUAACCGAUGGCUUGCCCCCGCAUGGCCACGGCGGGCCCGAAUCACUAUUGGCCUGCUAGAGUUCACAGAAGAAGUUUUCCAUGGCGUGUACGGAAGCUUCUACAUUUGUGACGCUAGCCCGCGACGGGUCGGCUACAAUGCUAAAUAUGACUUUAAAAUGGCAGACCUCCAAAGCCUAGCAUCUGAGGCAACCAUCAAGGGGUUUUUACGAGGAAGAACUUGCGAAGCAAAUGCAGACUGCACAUACGGACAGGAUUGUACAGCGACGUGCGACCGAUUAGCGAGGCAGUGCAAUGUGGAAGUGGUGCAGCCUAACUUGGCUAAGGUGUGUGCGUUACUGCAGGAUUUCCUGCUGUUUGGAGCGCCUUGGGAUCUGAGAGAAGACCUGGAGAAACAGCUACGCACCUGUGUGACGCUCAGCGGACUUGCCUCGCAAAUGGAGGUACAUCAUUCCCUAGUUCUCAACAACCUGAAAACUCUACUGUGGAAAAAGAUCUCGAAUACCAAGUACUCUUGAGAGAUACCAAGUACUCAAAGAGAAUGAUGACCAAGAGAAAGGCAACUAAAGUGGAAAAAAAGAGAAAUUGAAACUAAAAGAAUGAAAGCAGGAACAAGAGAAAGUAAUAGACAUAGGGUCAGCACAGAAGCUUCUGAAUAGCUGAACUGCCAGCCAUUAUGGACUUGACAUUUUUUUAACAUCAAUUACUUUUGAGAGUGUUGAUAAGAAGUUACAGAAUCGAAGCCCAGAGUGGACAGACGCUACAUCCAUUCCUGCUUAAUUUUACUUGAGUGACUUAACUGAAGACCAUUUAACCUAUGAAAAUACCUUUUUAUAGGAGUAUUUCUGAAAGGUUCAAGGUGAAAUAAGGAUUGUCCACUUAAGGGGGAAAAAAAAGAAGCUUGUAUUUACAUUAAUCUGACAAUGUGGCCCUUUCGCAAAUGAUACCAUGAGUCCUCAUAAGUGAACUAGGAGUAGCCUAGUAGUUAAGGAUCUCACUUUAGAGCGCAACAGUGCCCAUCCACUUUUUCAGCCGUCUUGGUUCCGGAAGUAUUUUUCCCAUUCAUUUCUUCCAUUGGGAUUUCAUCAAAUCCUUCAUAAAAAAGUUCUGAGCCAUGAACCAAACUAACCAGCUCUGAUGUGAAUCACAACAUUAUAAACUGUGUUUUGAAGCAAAAAACUUAUUUGAAAAUUGGACAAAAAAAUAGUUACAAUAAUGUCUGUAAUGAGGGAAUUACUGUAACUAUGAUCCCAUGAAGUAUUGCGAAUGACGUACUUGAAUGAAAAACAAUGGAAAAAUUCAAACUAUUGGUUUAAAGAUGUUGAUUUUAAGUAUAGAAACAAUUUAUUGUAUUUUUUAUGCCAAACUUUCAGAUAUUUAUUAAUAUAUAAGUUGUUUGAGAGUGCAAAGAAUGACUUGGUUUCAUCAUUCACAGUGCGUCAUGCAAGUGUGUGGUCACUGCAGAGCUCUUUUGGUGCACUUAGUUUGCCACGAUUCUCUGAUUUGUGGAGCAUUUCUCUUCAGGAUUCAUGGGUAGUGUAGUUCUUCACCAGGAAUUAGCCCUUCUCGGACUUCCUAGGUUGCCUAUUAAAGCCUGUAGACUAAUUUUUUCAGGUUGGUUUUGCCGGGAAAAUCCGAAGGAUGUGAAGUUUAUGCGCGGUCCUGAGAGUCUUGCCUCGGUGCUUCCGCAAUUCAACAGCGACAACAAACUGCAACACUAGGUAACGUUAUCUUAGAGAUGGAAUCCAGCAAACGGUCGGCUCCCAGCACAACACCGACUCCUACACAAACUCAGAGUAAGCCAAAAAAGCCCAUCUGGCUAAGCGGGAACAUGAUCGUGGUCGAGCGAAAACUAGAGUGAACAUCGGCAGGGCAUUUGAUUCCCGGAGGGACCUUCGUUCGGUUUUGGGGAUCAAAACCAACCCUGAAUUGGCAUUCUUCUUUUUGGAUAGGCUUCCCUUACUGGUUUCCUGACCUUUAUGUUACUGAACACGUGACACAUAGCACCCACUUCAGGCUGAAAGUGCCUGACUGGCUGCAGGCGGGAUUUCUGGUGUUGCAUUGCCUGUACAUAAGAUUCUAUAUGUGAGACAAUUCUCCGAUGGCUUGACUACAAUGCUAAAUAUGACUUUCUGAGGGACUCUUUGUGAGACAAAUGCAAACUUCACUUAUGAGCUGGAAUGUACAGCGACUGAUUGGGGAGGUGGUGUAAUUUGGCCCAGGUGUGGCCAAAUUGAAGGGGUACCUUUAUUUUAUCCAAGAAUACUUUAUCAGCACCUGGUGGGAAAGUAUUUGUAAAGGACAAAUAGAUCUGCCUGUAUCCUUUAACCGACCUUUAGAGAGAAACAAGGAAUCUGCAUAUUGUAGUACAAGUAUACGCCCAAAACCACCUCACCAGGUUUGGAGGACAAGUUACUAACCUGUACACUUUACAUGCUGGACUCAAACAGAUAUAGACUGGAAAUGAAGCUGUGAUUUACUUUAUUUCAAUAUACUUUAUUAUUGUAUUAAGAGUAAAACAAAGUUAAUUUCAGAAUUAGUCAUUGAAUUAUAUCAUACUAAUGCAGUUAUUGUUGCUGUCGGUCAUACUGAUUAGGUGUCGAUGUUAAUAUUUCAGUCUGCAUGGUUUGCGUUUUUUUUCCCCAUGUCUCUAAAAUUAUUAAAGAAUAAAUAUUAGUGAUGCACCAUUUUUUAUAAAGUAAAAAUAAGUAAACCUCAUACAAAGUGUGCUGUUUCAUUAGUUUUUUUUUUUUUUUUUUCUGCAGAUUUUGGGCGAUACUCUGUGGAAUGGAUUUAAACAUGCUAAAAUGUGUUAAAAAUGUACACAAAAUAUUUAAUAAACACUCAAGAACAGGGGAUUUUGCGGACGCAGUACUGUUUUUACUACUCAAAUAAUUAAAGCCGAACGAGUACUCGAUUAAUCGAUUACUCUUGCACAUCCCUAAAUUAAAGAUGACCCUUUAUGAUGCCAUUUAAUCGAGCCGAAAAUUAAACAAUCCAAAAUUGCUGGUUUAUCUUUAUGUGCAGGAAUGAACAUUAACAGCACAACACUUAAAAUAGAAGUGAAUGGGGCCAGUUGUUGGAGGAUUUAAAGGCAGAAAUGUUAAGUUUUUUAAUUUAAAAAAGCACUUACAUUAAUUCUUCGGUUAAAACUUAUAAACCGAAGUAUUAUUUUAGCUGUAAAGCUGUUUAAAUCACAAUUUUACAGUCGUUUUAGGGUUUAUGGCGUUAUACCGUCAUGUCAAUGAAGUUGUAAAAUUGUACAUAACUUUACACAGAAAAGUGAUUUUAUCACACUAAAAUCAUGUUAACACACAUAUUGUUUACGUCUUUUGGCUAUACUUUUGAAACUGUGAGUAUUUUAACGUUUACGGAUUGUCCCCAUUCACUUCCAUUGUAAGUGCCUUACUGUAACCACGAUUUUGCUUUUUUUAAAGAAAAGGAGGGGCAAAUCUAAAUAUGUUUUUGUGGUAAUCAACAUUAUGCCACAAAUACUGUUGAUUGAGCUUAACUUGUAUUGAACCCGGAAUAUUCCCUUAAGAUUCUGUUCAGGAGCAACACAUGCUUUAAGGGAAUCAUAUCAUAUUGUGUUUGGUGUUUUAUAUGCAUCUACAAUCACAUAACUUCCAACUACUCCAAUCACUUUUGAGUUAAAGGAAUAGUUCAACCAAAAUGAAAAUCCUAUCAUCAUUUACACACCCUCAUACCAUCCCAGAUUUGUAUGACUUUCUUUCUUCUUCAGAACACAAACGAUGAUUUUUAAAAGAAUAUCUCAGCUCUGUAGGUCCAUGCAACGGCCCAACAAACCCAGCCCGCAACACACCACACCAUAACACACUGAUUGCAUAACUCAUUGAUUUCAUUUUCCAGCUCAAUUUCAGAUUUUUGUUUCGAAAAAAAAAAAAAAAAAAUAUAACGAAAAUACAUUUCUAGUCAUGACAACAGGCCCCACCAGUGCAAAAACAGUCAAACAUAUAAAACUGGGGGCCUGGGUAGCUCAGCAAGUAAAGACCCUGACUACCACCCCUGGAGUCGCAAGUUCGAAUCCAGGACACAUGGGGUAACCUCCUCAUGGUCACUAUAAUGUGUUGUUCUCGCUCUUGGUGGGGCGGGUGGUGAGUUGUGCGUGGAUGCCGUGGAGAAUAGCGUGAAGCCUCCACGUGCACUAUGUCUCCGCUGUAACACGCUCAACAUGCCAUGUGAUAAGAUGUGCUGAUUGACGGUCUCAGACACGGAGGCAACUGAGAUUCAUCCUCUGCCACUGGAUUGAGGCGAGUCACUACGCCACCACGAGGACUUCGAGCACAUUGGGAAUUGGGCAUUCCAAAUUGGGGAGAAAAUAAAAACAUGUAAAUGUGAUGAAUGGAUUUUUUGUUGAGAAAGCACUAAAAUAAGCACUUUAUAGUUAUAUAAAAAAUGUUCCCCCCAACAUACAGAUGUUAGGUUAUAUGUGCAUGAAAGUAAAAGGGAAAGUGUGUAUUUUAGGUGCUGUGACAAGUCAGCAUUUUUUCAAAGUUUUUAAAAGAUCAACUUUUUUUCUAGAAGUGCAAAUAAACUAUCACCUUAGUUAAUAUGAGGUUGUGGAAACAAGUAUAAUAAUAAUAUAUUAUAUAUAGCUAUACAAGAUCAUAAAAUGUUUAAAAUAGUAAGAUGAAGAAAGUGUCACAUAGCAGAACACUAAUGACAAUGCUUAAAAUUAAUGUCAAUCACCCACAUAACUGUUAGUUUAUUUUAAAAAAAUUGAAUGAAAACAAAGUUGGCCAGAAUAUGUAUAUAUGUAUAUAUAUAUAUAUAUAUAUAUAUAUAAAUAUAUGUAAAAUAAUAAAAUAAA